This is a messenger RNA of Chrysemys picta bellii (western painted turtle), 1728 nucleotides long. Its product is annotated as zinc finger protein RFP-like. Gene Ontology annotation, molecular function: ubiquitin protein ligase activity; zinc ion binding; protein binding. The record is from RefSeq and is a predicted model, not a curated record. Gene Ontology annotation, biological process: protein ubiquitination. Gene Ontology annotation, cellular component: cytoplasm. Lineage: Eukaryota; Metazoa; Chordata; Testudines; Emydidae.
CACUGCCCAGAGGGAGCCAUGGCUGCAGAGAGCCCCUUGGAAAGUCUCCAGAAUGAAGCUGCUUGUCCCAUCUGUCGGGAGCUUUUUAAAGACCCAGUGGUUAUAGGCUGUGGGCACAGCUUCUGCCGAGUCUGCAUCACCCAGUGCUGGGAAGGAUCCAAUACGAAUUUCACCUGCCCCCAGUGCAGAGAAACAGUUCAGCAGAGAAACCUCAGGCCCAACAGGCAGCUGGCAACUGUCCUAGAAAUAGCCAAAGGGCUGAGUUUCCAGGCAGCAAAGGGAGCAGGAGGGGAGAGGAUGUGUGGGGAGCACCAGGAGCCUCUCAAGCUGUUCUGCGAGGAGGAUCAAACUCCCAUCUGCGUGGUGUGUGACAGAUCCCGGGCUCACAGAGCUCACACAGUCAUUCCCAUAGAGGAGGCUGCACAGGUGUGCAAGGAAAAGAUUCAGGCCCAUUUAUCGACUCUGCGGGAAGAGAGAGAAAAGCUGCUGGGAUUUCAAGUGACUGGAGAGGGGAAAACCCAGGAAUAUCUGAUCCAGACACAAGCCGAGAGGCAGAAGAUUAUGUCUGAAUUUCAGCAACUGCGGCAGUUCCUGGAGGAACAAGAGCGACUCCUGCUGGCCCAGCUGGAGAAGCUGGACAGAAAGGUUGUAAAGAUACAGAAUGACAAUGCCAGCAAACUCUCUGAGGAGAUUUCCCGUCUCAGUGAGCUGAUCAGUGAGCUGGAGGGGAAGUAUCAGAAGCCAGCGAGUGAAUUCCUGCAGGACUUCAGAAGCACCUUGAGCAGGUGUGAGGCGAGGAAAUUCCAGCAGCCAGUGGAGAUUUCUCCGGAGCUAGAGAAGAGACUCAGUGAUUUCUCCCAAGAAAAUAUUGUUUUAAUGGAGACACUGAGGGAAUUCAAAGACACUCUGCUAUCUGAACCGGAGACAGGCGCACACAGACAGGUGACGGUGACUCUGGAUCCAGACACGGCUCAUCCCCAGCUCGUCGUGUCUGAGGAUCAGAAAAGUGUGAGCUGGGGACACACCCCGCGGUACCUGCCCGAUGAUCCUGAGCGAUUUGACACUGAGCUCUGUGUGCUGGGCUGUGAGGGAUUCACCUCGGGGAGACAUUGCUGGGAGGUGGAGGUGGGGGAUGGGAAACGCUGGGCUGUGGGGGUGGCCAGAGAGUCUGUGAGGAGGAAAGGCUGGAUCAGUCAUAACCCUGAGGGGGGGAUCUGGGCUGUGCAGCUGUGGGGGCGUCAGUUCCAGGCUCUCACCUUCCCUGAGACCCCCCUGCCCCUGAGCCGGGUCCCCAGAAGGAUCCGGAUUUCUCUGGACUGUGAAUGGGGGCAGGUGGCUUUUUUUGAUGCUGAUAACGAGGCCCCGAUCUUCACUUUCCCGCCAGCCUCUUUCACCGGGCAGCGAAUCCGUCCCUGGUUCUGGGUCUGGACAGGAUCCCGGCUCAGACAGUGUUGCUGAGACAUGGGGGGGAUAUCGCCCUGGAGACCCUGAACUCAACCUCUCUAGUCUCACACCCCCUUGUCUUUGUGACAUUGAAAGUUUCCUGUCUUCCUUCAGGCUUUCUGCCAUGCAACCGCUAUGACCCUGGAGGCCCUGAUAGGUGUCUGACCUGUCAGAGUGUGGAAAACAGGGGGUGGCUUCUCCACCUCCUCCAGUCUCAUCGACCCCAGGCUUUUGCCGCUUGUGUGUCACUGUCCUCUAUGGCACAGGAGGACUCUGGGAAUUGUG